UUUAGGACUUGUUCCAGUGGCGCUGCUGGUGGUGACAAAACAGGGAUUUGACCCAAGAUUCUUUGAAGCCAAAACCCCUAUUCUUCCUACUCUGCUAAGCGGUUUCCCACAUUUUUCUAUGGAAGGAAGAAAUGAACACACCUGAGUAUGCUAGAUGCCUGUGAACUCUCCCAUCCCCCGGAGACUUUGGAAAGACUGGAAGGAAGAAGGUGGCGGAGUGGUGCACUCUGAGAACAAGCUCCGCCCCCUCGGCCUUGGCCUUCCUGCCCACAGUCCACCAUGGAGACGCUCUCCCAAGAGUCUUUGCUGGAAUGUCAGAUCUGCUUCAAUUACUACAGCCCCCGGCGAAGGCCCAAGUUGCUGGAUUGCAAACACACGUGCUGCUCAGUGUGCCUUCAGCAGAUGAGGACGAGCCAGAAGGACGUGAGGUGCCCCUGGUGCCGGGGCAUCACCAAGCUGCCCCCGGGCUUCUCCGUGUCCCAGCUCCCGGAUGACCCCGAGGUCCUUGCCGUCAUCGCCAUCCCGCACGCCUCCGAGCACACCCCAGUCUUCAUCAAACUUCCGAGCAAUGGGUGCUACAUGCUGCCCCUGCCCAUCUCCAAGGAGCGAGCGCUGCUGCCCGGAGACAUGGGCUGCCGUCUGCUGCCCGGGAGCCAGCAGAAGUCCGUCACCGUGGUGACCAUCCCGGCAGAGCAGCAGCCUCUGCAGGGCGGGGCUCCGCCCGAGGCGGUGGAGGAGGAGCCAGACAGGCGGGGCGUGGUGAAAAGCUCCACCUGGUCCGGGGUGUGCACUGUGAUCUUGGUGGCCUGCGUCCUGGUCUUCCUUCUCGGCAUCGUGCUCCACAACAUGUCCUGCAUUUCUAAGCGCUUCACUGUGAUAUCCUGUGGCUGAAGAGGGCCGCAGGAAAGUCUCUUGUGGGUGCCAGCUAGCGGUUGAGCAGGUGUUGGUGAUGGAUCGAGGUGAGGAGAUGGGGGGCCACGCUGAUCAUUGGGUGCCGAGUGCUGGCCUCUGGGCUGCCACUUGAUUAACCCAAGACAGACACGAAGGGCAGAAUGUGAGGUGUCAGCAAGAUACCAGGCAGAGCGCUCUGAUUAUUGGUGGCAACAGCUUCCAAGACGAUGGCAUGCAUCCUCAUAAUCAUGUAUUAAACGGACUGUAAUUUAUGAUUUCUCAAAAUCAUGUUGCCAGAUAGACCUAUUCUACUUAGUUGUUAAACUGUGGAAGUGCAUACAAUGUGAUCUUCUCUAAACGUGGUAGAUUAAAACAAAGAUGCUAUGUAUACAAGUAGAAUUAAAGCUGAGAAUCCAUGUAAAAAUUCAGUGAUGACAUGCAGUGCUGGUUUCUUUCCUUUUUAAAAAAAUGAAACCCAGUCUUCAUUCAGUUGCUAAGGCCUUUUAUACUUUUGAACGGCACCCAAAUUAAAAUAAGUUAAGUGGACAAUUGUUUUUUCAGGAAGAUAUUUGAACAAGUGUUUCCAGUGUGUGUGUGUUUUGUCACGUACCUCCAUUUUUCUUCCCUUGUAAUUAGAGCUCGCUAUGUGUUUAUUAAACUGAAAGCCCAACAGGGGAGCAAUAAACUGAGUAAUAAUGAGAAAUGCCUAAUCCCACAGGAAACCUACAUGCCAA
Molecule: messenger RNA, 1625 nt
Organism: Kogia breviceps (pygmy sperm whale)
Lineage: Eukaryota; Metazoa; Chordata; Mammalia; Artiodactyla; Physeteridae
Source: RefSeq, a predicted model, not a curated record